UAUUCUAUGCUAUGCACCGAUCGCUUUCAAGCUUCUCUCUGACAUGACCAACGAUAGCCGCCGUAGGGGCACGGGGCCAUAAGUGCAAAGAAGAAGAAGAAGAUAGCCGCCGUUUUGACAACACACGCAGAGUUGCCAACAUCGAGUAAUUAAUAUGUGUAUCGAAUCGUCAGAAAAACGAAAAACAACUCUCUUCCAAAGUAUAUUUUUUGUUACUUGAAUUUAAAUGUCACAUGCAGAUUUUUCUGUAUAUUUUUCGAUGUAAUCAAACUCUCAAAACAGAAAUUGAUUCUUAAAAACGUAAUUCUCAAGAUGUUGCCAUCCUGAAGCGUCACAGUUGCGUUUACAAACAUUUACAAAUUUGAUAUACUGAGAGAAGUGAAUAAAUUGCGUUUACACAUAUAUAUAUGUAGUAAGUAACACACGUUAUAUGUAAUUUUUCAUCAAUUGUUAUUAAAGUCAAAAGAGGCAAUGUCAUAAAAAGAAAUGCUACUUGCAGAAAAUUAUGUGAUGACAAAUCCAAUGCUGUUUUAUAUGUACUGAUUUUACAUUUGUGUCUCAGUCAAAUAUGAUAUCUUCUGGAAAAUUGACAUUAGCAUCCAAAGUCUUCGGAGAUCAAUGCAUGGAAAUGACAUGUAGAAAGCCAGUGAAAGAUUGUUAUUGUUAUUCCGAGAUGAAAAAAAUGUGCCAAAGAUUAUCGAAACUCCCACAGAAAUGCGCAUCGUCUUGCCAUUGCACAAGUCAAUCCGAGUCUACUUCUUUUGUCAAAGAAACUGACGAAAUGUUAGUUCCACCGAUUAGCUGCGAAACAUUCAGACAAAUUCAAAGAAUUAACUACAUACCCAAAUCCCAAUUUCUUCUUAGAGUACAGAAUAAGAUUUGUGAGUUACAGUCAGGAAGUCAAAGAAAUUGUCUGCGAAUGUGUCCACGAUCGUUUAGUUAUCACAGAUUUAUGGCAAAUGGAAGAAGAAUGCAAGACAUUUGGNAUGGGAAGACAGCAAUGCCAAAUGAGCGCAAGCAUGUCGAUGCGAAGCAAAAAUCGCGAAUAUCACCGAAAACGCCUGCAAAUUCAUUAGUGAGCGAAUCCGAUCAUGACAAUACUGUUUGCGCUUCGAGCGUGAGAACUUCACAAGUAUCUUCGCAGAACCUGGUAAAAUCAACAUUACGGAAAACUAUUAAAUCCAGAAGACAAGUAUCGGAAUUGAGCAAAAGUUUGUUGUCAAAGUCAUCUAUUCGAAAAAACAACCGUAAACAAGACUGUUUAUGUGCAAAGAUGAUCCGCAAUCAAGGUGAUGUGGAACAUAUUGCAAAAAGAGUUGAAGAUCAAUUACACACCAUUGAUGUUCCGGAACGUUUUAAGGAAAAUUAUCGAUGUUUAAAGUGCGACGAUAAAUUCGUGGAUCGGAAGGUGCAGGAUCUGCGAAGAUUUCGAGAGCAAUAUUAUUUCGAGACACACGGCUCGAGUCACACUUUGGCAUCAUCUAGAUCGUCUGGAUCAUUGGAACAGUAUUUUCUCAAUGAUCGAUUGUUCCCGGAACCAGUAGGUAAGAUUCANAGACGUGACUUGGUCGUGACGAUGCCGCCAUGUGUAACAACACAGAAGAAACGUAUCCAUUACUUUCCCAGACACGUGAUACGACAGGAGAAGGACAUUUACAAUUCACAUUAUAGACUUAAACAGUGCCAAACAAAUUGUCCUCUCACCGGCCACGCCAUUGAUCUUGGAGCUGUGAAAAUCAAAUUGCCGGUAGAUAGUUUGGCUUUGAAAUAUCAAAAAAAAAACUUGAUACGAUAAAAUUUUGACAUUUUUGUCAUGUGUAUGUACAUGCGUAUUUGUUUCGAUACUUACUAUUUUCUCUUUUUUGUCUCUGGAGUGUAUCUACAUAUCUGUGUGGGAAGGAAUGUGUGUGUGUAAGUUACAAUUGUACCUUGAAAAAGUUUAUUUUGUAAAGGAAGUA
Messenger RNA from Pseudomyrmex gracilis, 1958 nucleotides. RefSeq lists its product as uncharacterized. The transcript has 2 exons. The record is from RefSeq and is a predicted model, not a curated record. Lineage: Eukaryota; Metazoa; Arthropoda; Insecta; Hymenoptera; Formicidae. The coding region runs from base 569 to 1795 and encodes 408 amino acids.